UGGCAAUUCGAUUAAUUUGUUUCCAAAGCAUUUUAGUAUUUAUUUAACUUGGGGAAAAUAGUUCAUUGCAUAAUUGUUUAUUACUGCGUUCUGAAGAUCAAAGAUUAAAAUGGAGGAUGGAUUUGAUGAUAUGAGUUCAUUUGCAUUAAUGACGCUCGACGAGAGGCUCAUUGAACUAGUACGGAGCCACAAAAUAAUUUACAACAAACAAUGCUUUGGACAUAGAGGCCUUGAGCAAAAACAGGCAGCAUGGAACGCAAUCGGCGAGCAACUGGAUACCACAGCGGAUGAAUGCGCAAAACGAUGGACGAGUUUACGAGAACGUUAUUCCAGAGAGCUGAGGAGACUUGAAAAACUUUCAGAAAGUAAGGAGCAUGUAGUUGUAGACUGGCCCUAUUUUAACUCGCUUUCUUUUCUCAGAGAAUUUGUCAAGCCAAGAGCUCCUCGAAGUACUGGCAAUGAGACGCUGGGUUGGAACUCUCCUGCACCACCGAAAAAGUUUAAAAUGUUUCGUGCUGAAAGUAAUGAAUUUUCCGACACAAGCGACUCUACUACACCACCAACAAAGUACAAAAGCUUUAGUGCUGAAAGUAAUGAAUUUCCCGACACAAGCGACUCUCCUGCAACACAAAAAAAUUUCAAAAUCUUAAGUGGUGAAAGUAAUGAAUUUUCCGAUGCAAGCAAUCCGCUAGAAGAAAUCUGCAUAGAAAAAGUUGAGAUGCCAAUAGAAAUUCAAAAUGUCCAAUCACCUGCUGCAGGAGUUAUUGUUAACACAGAAAAUGCUGCAACAAUAAAACGGAUUAAUGCUGUACAAUCUUUUGGUCAAACUGUAGCAGCAAUUCUAUCGGAAAUGAGUGAAGCAAAGCAAGCAAGAGCAAUGCGUGUAUUGUUUAAUGCUUUAAUAACUAUUAAAACAUCGCCCGAAGAAACUUGAGUUUAGAAAAACAGCGCUGUAGUUCUUACCUUUUUUAGCUGCGACUAGAAUUGCAGAAUAUUUUGCUCUUAUUAAUAUACGGUGUUUUAUUAAUACUAGCCCUUGAACAAGGGAUUAAUUGAAGCGGGCUUUUUCUUUAAUUAUAUGCAUACAUACAUACACAUUUUAAUUAACAUUAAUUUGGUACAAAGUAUUUUUUACAAUUCAAUGGUCGCCGCGAACAACGCUGAAGCGAUAAGACUAUAAUUUUGUAGAAAUAAAAGAAAACUAGUAAUAAUCCCCGAAAAUCGGGGUGCUCGGUAGUCUAAAAAAUCUGCAUAUUUCUUUAUUCCUUAUUGCUUAUUGCUUUUGGUAGUUAACUUUAACUUGGUAUUUGCGCAAGAUCGUACUCUACUCAAUGCGCCAUGGUUUAAGCAAUCCUUUUGCUAGGGUCAUUGUUCGAAAAAAAAGCCACCGAUCCGGUUCUAUCGUAGCAGAUCGAAACCCAUGGCAUAACGACAUAACCUAGGAAAGUUGCCCAAGCAGCUAAACUGUGUUUUGUGUCGUGAGGUUAUAAUAUGGCAAUGUAUAGGAUGCAAAAAAAAUGUUAUGCCUUGUCAAAUAAUGUUUUAAAAAUUAGUACGCAUAAGUGCCCGCUGUACUAAAAAAAGCACACUCCCAAAAGUUAACUUUGAAGCUUUUUUCGUUAAUUUUAAUUCCUAAGUUUGUUUAAUAUGGCUUU
This is a messenger RNA of Rhagoletis pomonella (apple maggot), 1655 nucleotides long. RefSeq lists its product as uncharacterized. Gene Ontology annotation, molecular function: DNA binding. The transcript has 4 exons. Gene Ontology annotation, biological process: regulation of transcription by RNA polymerase II. Gene Ontology annotation, cellular component: transcription regulator complex; nucleus. The record is from RefSeq and is a predicted model, not a curated record. Bases 110 to 934 code for a protein of 274 amino acids. Lineage: Eukaryota; Metazoa; Arthropoda; Insecta; Diptera; Tephritidae.